UUUCGCCGCCCGCCGGUCCCUUUAAACCCUCUUUUAGCCGCGAGUUGGGAGGAGACGGAGGGAGGCUGGAAGGCGGCAGCGGGGGCGCCCCUUGUGCCGCUUGCUUCUCGGAGCGCUGUGCGCGGCUUCUUCGCCCGAGUCUCUCCGGCCGUCCUUCCGCCCUGACUCAGAGGCCGCUAAAGGAGGAGGACCGAGACGGGAGCCCCCCCACCCCACCGUCCAUGCCUCUCCAAGCCGGCUAUGUCUCAACAAAGAGGUGAUGGGAGGAUCCGGCAUGGCAUGGCCAGAGAUAAAUGUCGCUUAUAUUUUUAAUUCUGCUCAACCCGAAGUUCAAAGCAUAAAUGCUUGGAAAUCAAACCUGCUGUAGUAAGGCUGGUGACUAUCCAAGUGGAAUGGAACAGUCAUGAAUGGCGAUGCUCUUUGUCAAGAACCUCCCUCCCAGCUUCCCGACUGGCGGGAAUUCUGCGAGCUCCACGCCCAGGCUGCUGCUGUGGACUUUGCUCAGAAGUUCUGCCAGUUCCUGAAGGAAAAUCCCCACUACGACACCCCCGGAGCCGAGACUUCCUUCUCUCAUCAUUUUGCAGCAAACUUCUUGGACAUCUUCAGCCUGGAGGUCAACAGGGUGUUUGUGUCCAAUUCCCCGACGAAGUAUAACAUUGUCCCAUUUGUGGGCCUUCAGAACUGCCACAUGCCUUACGGGCGGGAUCUCUUGCCCCGAAAAGAGCAGACGUCCGUGGAGUCUCUAGACAGCAUGGACCACACGCUCACCUCCAGCAGGUACUUGAGCCAAACCCAACAGGCUCAGGCAAGAAAAGUCUCCUCCUACGGCCAAUCCCGGAGCUCCGAAGAUGUCUCUGUCCACAGUUCUUCUAAGACGAAAUUCAAGAAAGGUUUUUCUCUGAGGAACAUGAGCUUGUGCGUGGUGGAUGGCAUGAAGGAGAUGUGGCAUCGGAGGUCUUCCCCCGAGCCAGGCGCAGAAGCCGUGCAGAGCAAACAGUCUGAGAGGGAGCACUGCCCUCCUGUUAGCAAAGAACAUAGCGAGAAAUGGACCCACAAACUCUGGCUUUCCAAGGGCCAAUCGUCUAAAGUGGACUUAGUGGACAUUCAGAGAGAGGGAACCCUUCGUUACAUGGUUGCCGACGACACAAACUGUGUGGGUAGCUCUCAGUGGCAAAAAUGCCGUUUGCUGCUAAGGAAAGCAGUAAAGAUGGAAGGGGAAAGGUUCCUUCUUGAAUUCUACGUUCCUCCUAAGGCUUCCAAAGCGAAGGUCAGCAUCCCUCUCUCGGCUAUUAUUGAGGUGCGCACAACUAUGCCAUUGGAGAUGCCAGACAAAGAUAACACCUUUGUGCUGAAGGUAGAAAAUGGAGCUGAAUAUAUCCUUGAAACAAUAGAUUCGUUGCAGAAACAUUCCUGGGUGGCAGAUAUACAAGAUUGCAUAGAUCCUGGUGUUCAGCAUACAGCUGCAGAAACUCACUGGUGCAGCACCAUCCACUGUCCAAACGCCCACUCUUCUCUUCUUUCCAGGGACAGUGGUGAUGACAUUGAACUCUCUUCCUGUACCCAAGGAGCUUGCCUGCCAAGCAGAGUGUCAUCUUGUAGCUGUGAGUUCCUGGCUGAUGAUGUGACCCGGUGCCAGGACAGAUGUGCUGGCUCAACUGCCUCAGAUAGCAUAUCAAAUGCUACCACAAUUGUAACAGCACCACAUGGCAGGAUCUCUGCAGGGGAAUAUAGAGCACAUGUGCCAUUAGAGAACUUCCUGCAGACACUGGAGUCUCCAGCCAAUAGCAGUCACACAACAGGAGAUGAAAAUGAGCUGGAAGCAGAAAUCAAUCUCUUGGAGUUCCCUUGGUUCCAUGGGACACUAUCGCGGGUUAAAGCAGCCCAGCUAGUACUCUUUGGUGGAGUCAAAAGCCAUGGAUUAUUUGUCAUUCGGCAGAGCGAAACACGGCCUGGUGAAUAUGUGCUGACCUUUAACUUCCAGGGAAAAGCCAAGCACCUGCGUUUGUCCUUAAAUGAAAAUGGUCAGUGCCACGUCCAACAUCUUUGGUUCCAGAGUAUUUUUGAUAUGCUGCGGCAUUUUCAUAUGCAUCCCAUCCCAUUGGAGUCAGGUGGUUCUGCUGACAUAACCCUCCGCAGCUUUGUAAUGGCCCAGAGUCCACUGCCAGAGCUCGCUCAAUCUCCAGCAGUAGCUUCCCAGCAGCCUGCUUGCAGAAAUGACCUCCAGUCUCAACAUUACUUUUCCAGCUUCGUUCCAGUCACUUUCCAGCCAGCAUCUCCAUCAGAGGGCACUACAUCUUCCUCUUCUUCCUCAGCCAGCCAUUCACUUUACCAUAGGAUGGAAGGGACUCUGAAUGCCCGAAGCCGAAGUAACAGCACAGAGCGGUUGUUUGAUUCGGCUGCUGUUGGCACAGAAGAUUACCAUGAAAGUGAAGGUUCACGCAACAGAACCAGAGCAGUUGAAAACCAAUACUCUUUCUACUGACUUCGCUGAUGGGGUGGUUUUCAGUGUAUGCCUCUCACUUGGAUCAGCAAUUUUGGAGAAUUGAAAAGCUUGUUGAGGUCUUCAUCUCCUUGUUGGCUACUUCUAUAUUGCAUCUAUUAUUGCUUUUCUCCAGGCCUGUGAAUAUGUGUACAAUACCUUCUCACAUUCUUUCAUAAUAAAAAGUAAAGAUAGUCCUUCCUAUUCCUGAAGAGGUACAGUGGUGGUCACCAUACAUCUACAAAACUUCAGAGUGAAACACAAUCUUUCUCUUUUACUUGGGUCCAGGAGCACAAUCUAGAAUUAUGGGGAAAAAACUGCAUCUGCAUGGAGUCAGGUCAUUUCACUUGUUUGUUUUUUUUUUUUUUUUUUUCUAUUUUGGCUUCCUGAAUUUGGAUGAAAUCAGAAAAUUAGAACCAGGAAAUGUUGAUUUAAAAAGUGAACUGAAGCUGGGCAAUUGUAGAUAAUUGUUGCUAAGACUUCAUAUUGCCCUAUAAUCAGCAAUGUCGAGAUGUGAACUUUGAGGCCAAUGGAAUGGAAUGGAAUGGAAUGACUAGCAAAAGUGAUUUUCUUGUAUACAUCCUGUAAAUUGUUUGCUCUGUUCAUUUUUUUUAAUCGUAUACUCAUCCCGUAUUUUACAUUUUUGCAAACAAAAUGGUAAGUGUCUGAAGUGUAGUUGCUGCCUAACCUGCUGUAAGAACAGAGGUCUAUCUACAUCAAGUGUGUAUGAAAAGUAACACCUCUCAAAAAAUCAGCACCACUUAUUGCCUUUCAGUGUUGAUGGAUUAUAGUUAAUAUCUUGAUUCCACUUCAGAUAGUUUACUCUUACUUUGCAAUACUGUACUUCACAAGACAUGUUACAAUUUUUUUCCCACUUAUUGAAAUUCAUAUUGAUUGGGGGAAAGAGGAUCUGAAGGCUUCUGGUUUUACAAUUGGUACAGAUGUUAUUUCUGGACAGAUAACAAUCUAUUAUCCCACAACAAAGCCACAUGUUGCUUAAAGUUCUUUAUAAGUUUCUGUUUGCUGAUAACAAUCUAGCAUUUGCAUUAAAUAUGAUUUAAAAGAAUUGAUCUUCACUAUAAUCAUAUUGAAAAUGGGCAGCUUCUCUUUUGUAGCAUGUAACUUCCCUUUAGUAACAUCUCUUCAGUAUCUUGUGAAAGCAUUCAGUUGCAACUUAAUUUGAGUAACUUUCGUUAUUGUAUUUUCUAUAUGAUUUGAAGAAAAAUGUAAAGUUGGUAAGUGCAUAACACUGCCUUUUAAUUUUAAUUUGGCAUUAAUGAAAUGGCAGUCGUUUCAAUUAAAAAAGAAUCCCUAAACAUCUUUUGAACUGAACUGAAAAAUAAUGAGUUUACAUGAAAAACUUUGAAAUAUACUCUUCAAAAAAAAACAAAAAAAAAACCGGCACGGAGCUCUGAAAUUCUAUGAACUGAGAGCCAUAGGAAAAAAAAUCAGUUUGAUAUUUUAGAUAUAUUUUGGAAGCUCCUGAUGUAUUCCAUCACUUAAUCUUAAAGAAUGAAAUUUGCUUGUAACAAAGAGAUGGAAAAAUGUAGCUAUUUUCCAAUAAAUCUAUAGUUCGCUAGUUUACAGAAUUUUCCUGAUUGAUUUACAUGAAAAUGAUUACACAGUUCUGUAUUAAUAUAAUACUUCAAUGUCAAACUCACUAAAGUAUUAGGAAAAAAGUUUAAAGGCAAAAUGUAAUGUAAAAAAAUAUUUUAUAAAAUACAGAAAAUAAACCAGAAAACUGCAUCCACUUGAGUUGCAACAUAUAAACUCUGCAACCAUUUGAAUUGCCAAGGAAUAGAAAUUGGUCAUGGGGAGGAAAUCACUAUGCUGCCCUAAGACUUGUUCUUAACACUGAAAUUCUUUUCAAAUCAUAGUAGAGAACAUUCAUUCAGAACAUAACUAGUGCAAUGUUUUUUGACUAAGCACUAUAUUCAAUACAGUAUUUUUUUGUAUUGCAGACUAAGUCACUGUUAAUAGUUCACAAAUUAAAAGGUUCAAGAGACUGCCUAAGACUGCUAGACCUAAUUGCAAAGCUAGUAAAUUUAUGCCCUGAAUGUUCAAACAAAGUUGUCACUGGCAAACAGCUAGACAGAAAAGUUAAACAUGCUCAGAUACAAAAUGUAUGUUGUGAGUUUUUUCAUAUAGGUUUUAUAUUGUACACUCCCUGUGAACUUCAGUUGUAAGCAAAUUCCUGAGAAUGGAGUAUUUGAAGAACUGAGAUUUAUUGUUGGAGCUGGAAUGAAAUCUGUGAGGGAUGUUGGGAAUUUUAAUUCAAUAACAUCUGGAAGGCUAUAGGUUCUGCAACUUUGGCCUAAAAUAAACCAAAUUAAUUUGAUUUUUAA
This is a messenger RNA of Thamnophis elegans (Western terrestrial garter snake), 4824 nucleotides long. It is a transcript of the gene SH2B2, whose product is annotated as SH2B adaptor protein 2. The transcript is spliced from 10 exons. NCBI's taxonomy places the organism in Eukaryota, Metazoa, Chordata, Lepidosauria, Squamata, Natricidae. The coding region runs from base 404 to 2482 and encodes 692 amino acids. Gene Ontology annotation, biological process: intracellular signal transduction; antigen receptor-mediated signaling pathway. Gene Ontology annotation, molecular function: transmembrane receptor protein tyrosine kinase adaptor activity. Gene Ontology annotation, cellular component: plasma membrane. The record is from RefSeq and is a predicted model, not a curated record.